Molecule: messenger RNA, 2658 nt
Organism: Candoia aspera
Lineage: Eukaryota; Metazoa; Chordata; Lepidosauria; Squamata; Candoiidae
Product: vomeronasal type-2 receptor 26-like
Exons: 8
Coding region: 1-2658 (885 amino acids)
Biological process (GO): G protein-coupled receptor signaling pathway
Cellular component (GO): plasma membrane
Molecular function (GO): G protein-coupled receptor activity
Source: RefSeq, a predicted model, not a curated record
AUGGACCACGUUUCUGGAGUUGGUCAGAAACCAAUUGAUUUAGGAGAAUCUGAACUUCAGUGGGACAGCACCAGUGGAGAUGACUGGGAUCUCCUCUUGUGCAGCAUCUUUCAUCCAUAUCCUCCUUAUCACAAGUACCAUCAUCCAGGAGACCUUAUGGUUGGUGGAAUUGCAUCUCAACUUGGUCCAGUCUCUGAAGAUGUCACCUUUGCAGAACACCCCCCACCAGUACUGCCUGGACAGUUUAUUGGAGUUCCUAAGAAUUACCAGCACAUCCUGGCUCUGGCAUUUGCAGUAAAGGAGAUCAAUGAAAACCCACAGAUCUUACCCAAUCUCACCUUGGGCUUCCAGAUUUAUGAUAGCUAUGACAAUGCUCAAAGGACCUAUCAGGCCACCAUGCUACUCCUAUCAGCAACUGAGAGAUUGGUCCCCAACUACCUAUGUAACAUCCAGAAUAAUGUCAUCUCUGUUAUUGGAGGACUGGAUGCCCAAAUCUCCCUUCAUGUGGCAACUAUCUUGGAUAUCUAUAAGAUUCCACAGCUUAUUUAUGGCUCGGCUCCACUGAUGAAUGAUAAAACCCCAGGCCUUUCCUUUUACCAGAUGGUUCCCCCAGAAGCCCUUCAGCAUGCAGGGAUUGUCUCGCUGCUCCUGCAUUUUAGGUGGACAUGGAUUGGGAUCCUUACCAUGGACAAUGACCAAGGGGAAAAAUUUGUACAAAUGGUGAUUCCUCUUUUUUCCAAAAGGGGGAUUUGUUACUCUUUCAUUCAACAAUUCCCCAAAGUAACUGAUUUCACUAGACUUGAUGGCAUGCUUCAGCAGGGGGCAAAAAUCUAUGAGGAUGUCAUGGGUGGUAAAGCUAAUGCAUUGGUGUACAAUGGAGAAUCUUUUGCCAUGGGAAAUUUGUUAUGGCUGCAAUAUAUUCAAAAUGUAGAAGAAGUGAGAAGUAAACCAAAAGGUAUUGUGUGGAUAAUGACAGCACAGAUGGAGUUCAGCUUAAUCCCUUUUCAACGUGCUUGGGAUAUCAAAAUAAUCGAUGGUGCCCUUUCCUUCACAGUGCACUCCACUGCUCUACCAGAGUUCAGAUCUUUUGCUGAGAAACUAAACCCCUUCAUCGCAAAGGAGGAUGGCUUUAUCAGACAGUUCUGGCAAGAGGCUUUUGACUGUGUAUUCCCAGAUACAAUUAUGAGUGAUGUGGAUGAGACCCUUUGCAAUGGAAAAGAGAAUCUGGGGAGCCUUCCUGGGACCUUUUUUGAAAUGGACAUGACUGGUCACAGCUACAGCAUCUACAAUGCUGUUUAUGCCAUAGCUCAUGCUUUACAUGCUCUCUCCUCCUCUAGAAAUACUGAGAGAUCAGUGAAGGACGGAGUAGGAAGGAAGAUUCAUAGUCAAGACUUCUGGCAGCUCCAUUAUUUUCUGAGAAGUGUUGCUUUUAACAACGGUGCAGGGGAACAGAUAUCCUUUGAUCAGAAUGGGAUUAUAGCAGCUGGAUUUGAUAUUAUCAACUUGAUUGCUUUUCCAAACAAAUCUUUUCUUCAUGUGAAAGUUGGAAAUGUGGAUCAUUCAGCUCCUCCAGAUAGAAUAUUAACCAUCAAUAAUGACAUCAUUACAUGGCACAGCUGGUUUAACCAGGCGAUACCUGCUUCUGUCUGCAGUGAGAGCUGUUAUCCUGGUUUCAGCAAACAAGUGAAGGAAGGAGAGCCAUUUUGCUGUUAUGACUGCAUCCCAUGCCCAGAAGGGAGGAUUUCAGCCAAGAAUGACAGAAAUGAAUGUUCUAGAUGCAAAGACAAAUACUAUCCAAACAAGAAACGCAAUGUUUGUAUUCCCAAAAGUAUUAGUUUCUUGUCUUAUGAAGAACCUUUAGGGAUCAGUUUAGCCUGCCUUGCACAUUCUUUUUCUCUGACUACGGUUCUUGUGCUUGGAGCAUUUCUGAGGCACCACAACACUCCCAUCGUCGUAGCCAACAACCGGGAUCUGACCUACAUUCUACUCAUCUCCCUCCUGCUCUGCUUCCUUUCGGCACUGCUAUUCAUUGGCCAGCCAGGAAAAUUGACUUGUCUCCUCCGACAAACAACUUUUGGCAUGGUCUUUUCAGUGGCUGUUUCUUCGGUCAUGGCAAAAACCAUCACCGUGGUUGUGGCUUUUAUGGCCACCAAACCAGGAUCCAGGAUGAGGAAGUGGGUGGGGAAAAAAUUAACUAAUUGCAUUAUCGUUUCCUGCUCCCUCAUCCAAGCAGUCAUUUGUACUCUGUGGCUGACAAUGGCUCCCCCAUUCCCAGAUGUUGAUAUGACCUCAGUGACUGAAGAAAUUAUCCUGCAAUGCAAUGAAGGCUCUGUGACCAUGUUUUAUUGUGUCCUUGGCUAUAUGGGUCUCCUAGCUCUUAUCAGCUUCACCACAGCUUUUCUUGCCAGGAAAUUACCUGACAGCUUCAAUGAAGCCAAGUUCAUCACCUUCAGCAUGUUGGUCUUUUGCAGUGUUUGGUCAUCCUUUGUCCCAGCGUACCUGAGCUCCAAGGGGAAAUACAUAGUGGCUGUGGAGAUCUUCUCCAUCUUAGCCUCGGGUGCUGGGCUUCUGGGUUGCAUCUUUUUCCCCAAAUGUUACAUCAUUCUAUUUUGGCCAGAACUGAAUAACAGGGAACAACUAAUCAGAAGAAAGGACUGA